Daucus carota subsp. sativus is the source of this 2661-nucleotide messenger RNA. RefSeq names its product potassium transporter 25. Lineage: Eukaryota; Viridiplantae; Streptophyta; Magnoliopsida; Apiales; Apiaceae. The transcript has 10 exons. Gene Ontology annotation, molecular function: potassium ion transmembrane transporter activity. The record is from RefSeq and is a predicted model, not a curated record. Gene Ontology annotation, cellular component: membrane. Gene Ontology annotation, biological process: potassium ion transmembrane transport. The coding region runs from base 146 to 2533 and encodes 795 amino acids.
GCCUUGUUGUGCUUUUUCUCCUCGUUUUGCUCGUCGCUCAGACCACCUCAGACAUUGUUUCAUUCUCCUGUCAAAUUUAUUACACUACUUCACACCUCAAUCCCUUUCAAAUGCGAGCUUUGUUCCUGCUCUGUAACAUCUCUUCAUGGCUUCUCCACUGAAUCAUCUUCCCGACAUUCAGAAAGAAACUUGGAGGAGGACCAUCCUUUUGACAGUUCAAAGCAUUGGAGUUGUCUAUGGUCGCUUAAGUAUUGCCCCAUUGUAUGUGUUUGGAUCGAUGCGCCCAAAAGAUAUCGAUUCAGAUGAGCGUUUAUAUGAGCUGUUCUCAUUUAUAUUUUGGACUCUAACCAUUGUUCCUUUACUGAAAUAUGCUGUCAUAGUGUUGAGGGCUGAUGACAAUGGAGAAGGUGGUACCUUUUCAUUAUACUCACUGCUAUGCAGACAUGCCAAAGUUGGGCUGCUUCCAAGUGAUGAAAGUUCUGAUGAAAUCAUGCAUUACGAGACAGGCAGUACUAGCCCGGGCAAGAAGAAUUCAAGGGCUAGAAGGGCCAUCAAGAAUAACAAGAUCAGUCAUUAUAUGAUGCUGUUGUUGGCUUUAUUUGGUUCCUGUAUGAUGAUUGGCGAUGGAGUUCUAACGCCAGCUCUAUCUGUUUUAUCAGCAUCAAAAGGGCUCCAACUAUCAUUGGCAAAGAUUUUAGAGAAAUCUACCUCAGAGUGUGGAGACCUUGAAAAGGACUUAAAGAAAUAUGUACCAGUUCCUACAGCAUGUUUUAUCUUAGUUUGCCUUUUUUCGGUGCAACGGUAUGGAACCCACAAGAUAGGGAUCAUAUUUGCUCCGGUUGUCAUCAUAUGGCUUUUUCUCAUCAGCGGUGUGGGAUUGUAUAAUAUUGUUCACUGGGAUCACCGUAUCUUGAAGGCAAUGUCCCCCACAUACAUGUUCAAAUUUAUGAAACACUCCACCAUUAAAAGUUGGAAGUUACUGGGGAACCUUGUUCUAUGUAUAGCAGGAUCCGAGGCAAUGUUUACUGAUCUAGGUCAUUUCUCAAAGAAAUCCAUCAAGAUUGCAUUUGUUUGCUUGGUUUACCCAGCCCUUGUUUUGAGUUAUGCUGGGCAAGCUGCUUUCAUCUCCAAGCACUUGAUUCCUCAUGACGAUGAAGUGGUUUGUGUCACUCAAAAUGCAUCUUCAGAGUACUUUCAUCUCCGUGAAUCAGUGCCUAAUCACACAGGGAGUUCAGAAGUAGUUCGCCAUUUCUUUGUGGUGUUAUCCCUCUUUGCAGCUGCUGUUGGAAGCCAGGCAACUAUAACAGCUACUUUCUCGAUCAUUAACCAGUGUCAGGCACUUAGUUGCUUUCCAAGAGUUAAAGUUGUUCAUACAUCAAAUAAAAUACAUGGUCAAGUAUAUAUUCCAGAUGUCAACUGGUUAUUGAUGAUCCUCAGCAUUGCCUGUACAAUAGGUUUCCAUGAGAUAUUACCACUUGGAAAUGCUACAGGUUUCGCUAUCAUUUCCGGAAUGCUGGUAACAAGUUGUCUGAUGUCUCUUGUGAUUUUGCUAUACUGGGAAAGGAGUUGGCUUUUGGCUGCAAGCUUUCUCAUUUUUUUCGGAUUCGUUGAAAUCAUGUAUCUAUCAUCAAGUUUGUUAAAUUUCUAUAAGGGUGCUUGGUGUCUAGUGAUCCUUUUGGUAUUUUGCAUGACUAUUAUGCUUUCUUGGCACUAUGGCACACGUAAGAAGUAUGAAUUCGACUUAGAAAACAAGGUACCCGUAGAUUGGCUUACAGAUCUUAGCCCUGGUCUUGGAGUUUCCAGGGUACCUGGUAUCGGAUUCAUUUAUACUGAAGUCGUUACAGGAAUUCCGGCUUUCUUCUCUCAUUUCAUUACGAAUGUUCCUGCAUAUCAUCAAGUGCUCAUUUUUGUGUCCUUCAAACUUUUACCAGUGCCUCACAUCUCCCCAAGCCGGCGCUAUCUUAUAGGCAGAGUUGGGCCAAAAGAGUACAAAAUAUACAGAUGCAUUGUUCGUUAUGGGUAUUGUGAUCAAGUAAGGGAUACAGAUGAUUUUGAGGAUCAUAUUAUUCUUUCCAUCGGGGAAUUCAUAUCAAGAGAGGAAGAAGAUGUGGAAGCCUUGACAAGUCCAGAAAGAAGGAUGGUUGUGAUUGGUAAUCAACUGAUGGAUGAAAAUACUAUAGUUUCUGUACCCCGAGGCUCUGAUUCUGAGACUCUGAGUCCCCCAGUUGAUCCUUCAGGAAGUAGCUGUGUUACUCCUAACCAGAAAAAGGUUCGAUUCAUGUUGCCUCCAAAGAGUCCAGCAAUGCGUGUAUCAGUUAGGAGGGAACUUCAGGAACUGGUUGAUGCUAGAGAAAGCGGCACAGCAUAUUUCUUGGGACAGUCUCAUUUGUCAGUGCAAAAACGCGCCAGUUUUAUGAAGAAAUUCCUUAUAACGACCUAUGUUUUUCUUGAUAAGAAUUGCAGACAGCCUCCUGUUGCCUUGAACAUCCCCCGAGCUGCGCUUCUGGAAGUUGGUAUGCUCUAUACCAUUUAAAUCACAUCUAGUUGUUAGAGCAGUUUUCCUACUCUGUAUCUGUUAAAGACGUGUAUCCAAUAUGUAUGAUAACGUAUCCCUUUCCAGAAACAUGUUCAGAAAUUUUCAGAGUAACCUUCUAUGUUGCA